Molecule: messenger RNA, 1663 nt
Organism: Nicotiana attenuata
Lineage: Eukaryota; Viridiplantae; Streptophyta; Magnoliopsida; Solanales; Solanaceae
Product: tyrosine aminotransferase-like
Exons: 7
Coding region: 118-1380 (420 amino acids)
Biological process (GO): amino acid metabolic process; biosynthetic process
Molecular function (GO): transaminase activity; pyridoxal phosphate binding
Source: RefSeq, a predicted model, not a curated record
AUUGACAUCUUAUAACCUUAGUCAAACACCCUCUUACUUUUCUCCUUCCACUCCUCUCCAUAUCUGCUAAAAUUCAUAAUUCAAAGGGGAAAGGAGGUAGCAAAGGAGAGCGUAAGCAUGGAGGAGAACGGUGAAACAACAAGAUGGAAUUUUAAAGAGAACGAGAACUUGUUGGCUGCGUCUGGUGUUUCCAUAAGAGGGGUUCUUAACAAGUUAAUGCAGAGCCUUGACCCUUCUGAUACCCGACCCGCUAUCCCUCUCGGUCACGGCGAUCCUUCUGCUUUCCCCUGCUUUCGGACCACUCCCGUUGCCGUAGACGCUAUUUCUGAUUCCGUUCGCUCUGCUAAGUUCAACGGUUAUUCAUCCACAGUCGGCAUUCUUCCUGCUAGAAAGGCUGUAGCAGAAUACUUAUCUCAAGAUCUUCCAAACAAGCUGUCCCCUGAUGAUGUUUACCUGACAAUUGGAUGUACUCAAGCAAUUGAAGUAAUUUUGAAUGUUCUUGCACGCCCAAAUGCAAAUAUUCUACUUCCGAGGCCUGGUUUCCCUUAUUAUGAAGCACGGGCUGUUUUUAGCAAUCUUGAAAUGCGUCACUUUGAUCUUCUCCCAGAAAGUGAGUGGGAGGUGGACCUUAAUGCAGUUGAGUCUUUGGCAGAUGAAAAUACUGUUGCUAUUGUCAUUAUUAAUCCUGGGAAUCCUUGCGGCAAUGUCUACACAUACCAACACUUGAAGGAGGUGGCAGAGAUGGCAAGGAAGCUUGGGAUUUUAGUUAUCGCUGAUGAAGUUUAUGAUCAUCUCACUUUUGGAAGUAAACCAUUUGUGCCUAUGGGAAUCUUUGGAUCGAUUGCACCUGUUAUUACACUUGGAUCCAUAUCAAAGAGGUGGAUUGUCCCUGGUUGGCGACUUGGUUGGCUUGUUACAAAUGAUCCAAAUGGCAUACUAAAAAAACAUGGGGUCAUAGACUCCAUCACAGGGUUUCUCAAUAUAUCUUCUGACCCUGCAACCUUUAUUCAGGGAGCAAUUCCUCAGAUCAUUCAGAAUACAGAAGAUGAUUUCUUCUCUAAAAUAGUAAAUAUGCUAAGAGAAACUGCAGAAAUCUGUUACGACAGAAUCAAGGAUAUACCUUGCAUCACUUGCCCAAGUAAACCUCAAGGAUCUAUGUUUGUGAUGGUCAAACUUCAUUUGAACCUUGUAGCAGACAUUGAAGAUGAUUUGGACUUCUGUCUCAAGCUGGCUAAGGAGGAGUCUUUGAUAAUUUUACCAGGUGUUGCUGUGGGACUCAAGAAUUGGCUCAGGAUAACCUUUGCAUGUGAACCAUCAUCUCUGGAAGAUGGCCUCAAGAGACUAAAUUCUUUCUAUCAAAGGCAUGCCAAAAAACAAUAAGCUACUCUUAGAGGGAAUCUUGAUAUCUCUGCAUUAAGGGAAGUCUUAGAUUCAAUCCAAGAAUCACUAAUGAGAUCUUCAACUAGUCGUUGGAUCUUGUAUGAUGUAUGGUAGCUCAUAAAUAAGUUAGAUUUUCAACAAUUUCCUUGAAUCAUCAAAGGAAUGUAAUAUGUUAUUCGGAAUGGUAUCUGGUAGUAAGUACUAUAGAUAGACAAUAGCAUUGAUCUCCAAACUCCAGCUUACUGUUAAUCGAAAUAUUAACGUACUCGCAUUGCCAACUCCA